AGUGAACCGCGAACCACGGUGCACGUAAGACGUAUUCAAAGUACUGUCGCAUCAAACUGUAAAGUAAUUAAUACUAAUUGGUGUUACAUUCAACUGUGUGUGAGAUUGCGUACGUCAACUUCCACAAGAUUCGUUCUAUCGCAAUUGGAAUUCAAACUUUUCGCUUUCACGGUGGAGCUUUUGAUCGCAGGGACUGUGUUUUGAAAGUUUCGAUUGCGGGAUAGAUAUAAAGUGUCUUACAAAUUGGUGUGUUACGGGAUUGUCGCGUGCAACUUAACGGAUUCGAUUUCCUGGUCCAUCAUUCGUAAUAUCAUUUGAUAAACAACAAUGACAUAAGAGCCCCACAAAAUGGCGCUACGACUUAAAAAGGACAUCAAAAAGGCUUCGUACUACGUGUGGUUCCUGGGUGCUCAGGAGUCGCGCGGGUUGCGGGGAGAGGAGUUCGCAUUACCCGCUAUAAGGCUUCUCGAGGAACGAGCAAGGGACUUGGAACCUUUUAAGGUUACUCUACAGGUCUCACACAAGGGACUGAAGAUUAUUCAGAAUGUAUCAGCGAAGGGUAAACAGCAAACCAUCAAACACUUCAUACCUCAUGGCAGUAUCACGAGCGCGGUGGUACAGGGUGACGUAGUGGCAUGUGUGCUGCUACUCUACAACCCCAUCACAGGAUGCCCUGUACACGUGCAUGCGUAUAGAUGUGAUUCAGAUCACACCGCGGAGAUGCUUUUCACGCACCUUCAAGCGUUGAUCGAGAGACCCGAAAAUCAAAAGAAAUUUGCUGACAUUGAGCGGAAAUUGCAAAUGCGUGGUGCUUUGCCCUCGAAGAAGCCUCCAGACUCUUCCUUGGGCAGUGAAGUCUCUAGGGAAUCAGAUUCCGGCAGCACUGAAGAGCGAUGCGUUGCCAACCUUUACGACAGUUUGGCCGCCGAAUUGAAACAGAAGUUGUCAACAGGUAAAAAGGGACUAGGUUAGUGUGAUUUAUUGAUUUGAGUAGCUAGUGAUCGCUUCCACGCAAUUAGUUUGCGCACUUUAGCGUUUACGUAUUGGUAUGUACUUUAAUUAAAGCUUCUCAUAAGAUAUUUGAUAUUUAUUUUCUAUAAUGUAAUAUUAAAUACAUGUUAACUGCAGUAUUAUAAACCCAUUUUACAUAAUAUUUAUAAUUACUUUUAUACAUAUGUGUUAUUAUCUCUUAAAGAUUAUAGGUUAUUUUAUUGUAGUUAUGUUGUUAUAGUAUGACUCACUUAUUAAUUAUACAAACACAGAAAAAUAAUAUUUAUUUUAAUUAUAUUCUUUCGCUUUUUCUACUCGAAGUGUAGCUUAUUAUUAUUGAUUUAAAGAUUAUUCGAUACCAAGUUGUAGUAUUUUGUAUCAGCUUUAUGCAGUAGAUAAAAUUUGUAUGUUUAGAAACAAUUCUAAACACUAAAAACAGAUCUGCCAAUUCCAGGAAAGAGUCCCAUCCUGCUUCCCCCGCGGGAUUACGACACGGUGCACCGUCAGAAAGGCAACCUCAGUAACAUAGAUACUCGCAGAUGUCUCAACCAAAGUAUCGUUGGAGUAAACGCUAGACGUAAGCUGGAGUCUUCUGGGGGCAGUUCUGGUAUCGGCAGUGACCUAGCACCUUCGCCCGAGAGAAAUGACUACACAAGGCAGCAUGACAAUCACAGCACAAGUGAGGAAGACUGGGCAGAGAGUACAGCUUAUAUGAUGCACGAGGCCUUUGAAACGUCACCGCCUCGCCGAGCGCAGUCUCCACAUCACGCGUCCCCGCCACGAUGCACUUCGCCCCCACGUCGUACUUUAUCCCCGCGAAACUACGACCGUGGCCCCGUCUACAACGACGACUUUACCGAACCCUACCGUGACCAACUCGCUCCCUUUAGAGACGCCACUUUUGAACGGAGAUUCCGUCACGAGUCUCUCGAACGAGUCAGCAAAGACAAACCAGACAAGUUUACUGAAGAAGUCCCUAACUAUAGACGUAGAUAUAUUGCUGACACCAAACCUUCUAAUCGGAGUAUAGACAGAGUAGAGGAUCGCCGCUUUGGCAAACUCCAACGAGGAGCAAGUGAAGGUAGCCUUAAGCUCGCUGAGACGUCGCCCAAAGACCGUUUCAACGUCGCAAAGGAGAAAUUCAAGAAUUUGGAGAGGGAGAGAUUUAAUCAAGAACUAGAACAGCAUAUGGCCAUACGGAGAAACAUGCUAGAAAGAAACAGUCGCUCGACUUCUUCCCCGGAGGAAGAAAGACGUGACGAGCGUCAAGAGCGUCACCGAGAAUUAAGCUCCCGGAGAGAACCUGACCGUUCCCAUCGGGAUUUAGAACGUACCCACAGAGAGCCGGAGCGGCGCAAGGACAUUGAACGCGUCCGUGAUGUUGAUACGACAGACAUGGGCCACAGGGAAAUAGAAAGACUCCCGCGCGUCGGUCGAAAGCGCGAUGAUUUGAAGCGAUACGAAUAUGGCACAGAGGAGUAUUUAAACAGGAUCGAGCCCAAGCCGCACAGAGAUGAAUUCGAUCGAUACAGAGAAAGGAGAGAAUUAGACCGGCGUAUAGAAGAAGAUGAGAUCAUUGAACCCGUCAUAGAAGACAGGCGAAGGGAAUGGACGGACAGGCAACGUGCGUUCAGUCGCUCACGUUUGCUGGACGAGCAGCGCCAAUCAUACCCUGAAGGCGACAGAGACAGAUACUACGAUAGAGAAUAUAGAGACUUCCGUGACCUGACCGAUCGGCAACCGACAAAGUUCCGCCACAGUUAUGCGGAACCGAUAUCUAGAGGUCGCCUCGGUACCGUACGACCCUACUGAAAUGCCAUACUAGAUCUAUAUAUACCUCCAAAUGAUUGACAACUGGCCAGAUUUCACCAAGCUCAUAACUGCCUGUAUUCUGUGUGAGAAUCAAUUAUAAAGUUUGAGAGUAACUGGCAUAGUUACCACAUGGAACUAAUGCCUGCACUGCGUGCGGAACCAUAAAUACUCCGCUUGCCAUAAAGUGUUAUAAUCUUUGUUUCACAAUUGAAAAGAUAGUUAGUUUCUAUAGUCAUUGAUUGUUUUACAUGUAUAUUAUGUUCAGUUUUACUUAUUAAUUAUAAAGAUUAAUAUUAAACAAGCCUCUUUUAUUAUCACACACUGUGCUAAUAUAAGAUGGUGCAAUAUUUAAAAAAAAAUUCUUGUAGAACCUCUUAAGACAGAGAUGUUAGUAAAAGCGUCUAAGUGUAUAAAAUCUGUUAUUGAAAACUCUUUUUCAGACUUAAAUUGUGAAUAUUUUUUAAUUAACCUGUUUUAAAGUUUGACAAAUGUUUGCCAAAUUACAUCUUACAAAAAACUGACAUACAGUAGGUAGCAUAAAAGACAAAUGUUUUUGAUAUGAGAUAGUAACUAAAAUCUGUAUACAUAUACUUUUAAUUGUUAGGCUUAAAACUCACGAAGCGAUAUUUAUUCACACCUGCAGCGACUGCGAUUAUAUUUCAGAACUCACGAGGCCGCAACAUAGAUUAUAAGUACAAUAUAAAUUUUGUUCGGAUUCCCGCCGGCGUGGAGGCAGCAAACUUGGCGGGAGAUGGUCGCAAGUCUAGCGAACACAAGGCGGAUUAUUUACAAUGGUACGAUUACCAAUAAAGACCACGAAGCCAUUCGCUUGCGCCCUCCCCGGUUUACGAUUGCAGAGUGCAUGGGCACUGCGACCUUCACACGCUGCAGACAUAAAUCGCAUCGUGAAAUCUACUAUAACUUUACAUUAACAUUUCUUAUAUUGCACGCAUGUCGCGGUCCCGCUACCGCUGCUGGCUCGGGUAAAUAUCGUUCCAUGAAAUCCUAGCGUUACUAUUAUUACAUUCAAUACUCAAGAGGUCACUGAAAUAUAUAUUUGUAAAUAUAAAUUAUGUGAAAGUCCUAAGCAACCCAUAAUAAAGUAGAAUAUAAGGUGUGUACUAUAUGACAGAUGUUCUUAUAUUAUAUUAUGAAGAGAUUAAUUACUAACAUAAUUAAUAAUUAAGUAAAACAAUUGUUAUUCAUUCUGAAACAUUUAUAUUAUUAAAUCAAAUAUAACAGAUGAGAUUUUAUGAGAUAGUAAAUAAGAUAAUUGAUUGUAU
This is a messenger RNA of Parnassius mnemosyne (clouded apollo), 4085 nucleotides long. Lineage: Eukaryota; Metazoa; Arthropoda; Insecta; Lepidoptera; Papilionidae. The record is from the annotation of a GenBank genome assembly.